GGUAGUGGAAGGUUUCUAUAGAAUCGGAUGCAUUUUCUCGAGCGUACUUUAGUGACAUUCUAACCGUGAGACAGUAAAGAUUUACAGGAGAGAAAGAGUUAAACAAAGUGAAUAAAUCGUGUUCUUCAAGCAGCUGGUUUUGUUUGUUGACUGCUUCCCACGUUCACAGGACAGGCACAGCGACAAACAAAAGCUGCAGAUGCACCCGUGAGCUGUUCGAAACCGUUGCCAGUGGGUGAUUUGAAAUUGAUUGGCCAUUACACCAUCGUUUGCUUUUGUUGGCUGUGAAGUAUCAGUAAAUUGCAGGAGUCGUACAGAGGUACUGGCUGGAAGGAACUGCACAAUGUAUUCUAGCACCGUUUCGGACGGCAGUGGAGCAUUGUUCCAUUGUUCGGAACUGACGCCACGUGCACCCUAUCGGAGAGAGUUUGACGAGAUGGAAGCUCGCAUCCGGAAGUGUGAGCGACAGCGGGCAGAAUUGGAAAGACAGUUUGAGGAGCUAAUGCGCGAACGGACCGAAUGCGAAAAGGCUACGGUGCGGGCGAUGAAGCAACGACAACGACGUCAGCAGGAGGCAGAAAGGCAGCGAGCCGAGCGGAACGAGAGCAUUCUUCGAAUGUUGAAUAAGAUCGAUCAACAGGCGGCUUCGCUGGCGGCGAAAACGGAUCGAUUGAAGAUGUUAAAGACACAGUACGAAAUGUAUCUGAUGCGUACCUGGUCGACAUCUUCUGGACUGGCAUUACCGGCCGCUUACGGUGUUCCGAUGAUAACGGCUCCUCCAGCAAUGCUUACGCCACUGCCCCAAAGUCCAGCAAAAUCAUCAACGAAAUCAGAAUUUGUCCAAUACCUGUCCGACCUGACGCAUCUGCAAACGGCCAACGUAAACUCAAUUCCACCGCCGAUGGCUUUGAGUAACUACCUUGCAUCACAACAGAAACCGUACGGAAUGGCAUCUACCUAUGCAGCGUCACUAGAGCGUCCAUAUUCUAGAGCGUAUACUAGUAGUGCCCCAAUUGAGAAUGACUGUUUGAUGGUGAAUAGUGGAGCCGGAACGUCCCAAAGCACCACCGUCGGUGGUAUACAGCCGAAAAAGUUCACAAUGUCCAACGAAGACUUUAUUCGCUACAUCGACAGUGAGGUACUGAAGGAACCAAUACCGACGGUUAGCAUCGUUGCACCUUCGCCCUUUGAAUCGGAUCAGGUGAAACAGUCUGGUGGAGCAUAUCUUGAAGAUGCCACUAUGAGUGAAGAUGAACCGGUAAGGGAAGUGGCGAAUAAGUUGGAAGAAUUCAGCAUUUUGGUAGAUCCAGACAUUAGGAAGGAUAUAACGGAGGAGCAUCAUAAAGAGGACAUUAAGGUGGUGACAGAGAUGAUUGAAAGAGAUCAUCAAAAUAUGAAAACUCCUGAAACAAUUCAACUAGAGAAAAGAUCUAUGGAAUUACCUACAUUGGUUGAAUCUGUUAAGGACGACAAUGAAACGAAUGUAGAUAUUGAUUUCAAUGCGGGAAACAAAACAUUAGAUGAUAAGCCAGAUGAUCGUACACAUAACGAUAUUCAGGAGAUACUUCAGGAUUCUACAGCACCACCUGAUAAUGACGCUGUAGUUAAUGAAACUGCAAAUGAAGACUAUCAUCAGACAAUUAAUCAGGAAGAGUACAAUGAUACAAAUUUCGAAGCAGAGGUUGUACCAGCGAAUACCAAUGUGGAUUAUGAUGAAACAACUCCUGCUACAGAUCAGCAUUUGUACACUACUGAGCAAACAGAACCCGUACCAUACGACAAUCUACAGUAUGGUGCUUCAAAUGAGCCAAUAUUAAAUCCUGAAGAAACUCCUGAAAUGGAUGCUCAGCAGCUUCCACAACCGGUACAACAGUACGAGUCCAGGAAUCAACACUGGAACACGGCACGACAAGCGUUACGAUCGAAAGCACUUCCAGUGUCAACCUCCAAGCCUCCAUCGCCUGAAACGGGUGUGAGUGAUCAUGUAGCCCCUGAUCUUCAGCAAGGAAUGGCCACAACAGAAUCACACGCUGAAACAUGGAGGAUGGAUCAAGCAGAUGUUCAAGCACCAUACGAAAAUGCUCAGCCAAACACUGUCACACAGAUUGAUGAAUCAAAUGCUACGUAUUCGGAAUACGGGGGAGAACCGAGUGAUGCUUACUACCAAACGGAACCUGCUGCAACUGCUGCUGUCCAAGACGGUGGGGAACAAAAUCCCUCUUCCACCGAUCAAGCAUACAUUAACGGUGCCAUGGGUCAACCAGUAGAGUACCAACACGACGAUGGACAACAAUCAGCUGCCUAUCAGUAUGGGAACAGUCAGGAUCCUGUUGCUUAUCAGGAAGGUCAGUAUGUCGAAGGAGGAACUGCGGGCGAGUCACAGUAUCAGUAUCAAGAAGGGGUUGACCAAACGGGCAACGUGUAUGCGACGCAGGAGCAAUAUCAGGAUCCGAAUCAGCAGUAUCAGUAUGAUCAAAAUGCACAGUACUAUAGCGAUCAACAAGCUUACGAUGCACAGUACUACAACCAAGAUCCACAGCAACAGGAACAGCAACAGCAGCAGCAGCAGCAGCAGUAUUAUAUAAACGAGUCAAACCAACAGCAGAUGGAUCAAAAUCAAGCAGAACAGCUAAAACCGAUGGAGCAAUUUGUUUCUCCAGAACAAAACGACCAACCAUACUACCCAUCUGAUGGACAGUACGAACCUAACGCUAAAAAUGCUGAACCAACUCAACCAAACCCUCCUGAGGGUGGUGAUGUGACGGUCCCCAGCUCCCUAGAACCACCAUUGGCCAAUGCACAAACGGUUGAGACAUCGGCCGUUAUCGAUGCCACGUUGCCGAAAGACAAACAGGAGAAGAAAGCUUCCGACGCUAUAGUGCAACAGGCCACUCUCGAGCAAAAACCCUCCAGAAAAGAAGGAGUCGAUCCGGGAUCCGAUGCGCCAACGCUGAGCACCGUCAACGAUGAGAGUGAUUUUGAUUUCUCCUCCCAGUGAUAAGCACGCGGGU
Molecule: messenger RNA, 3011 nt
Organism: Anopheles merus
Lineage: Eukaryota; Metazoa; Arthropoda; Insecta; Diptera; Culicidae
Product: putative mediator of RNA polymerase II transcription subunit 26
Exons: 5
Coding region: 344-2998 (884 amino acids)
Source: RefSeq, a predicted model, not a curated record